AAACGUGAAAACAAACAAGAAUCUUGUUCGUUCAAAACCAGAGACACAGCACACAGUCUCUCAACAACGCAGCACGCCACUACUCUUCAACCACCGCCACCGUAACUCUUCCUCUCCGAUUCCGCCGCACGCCGCCGUGCUCAGCCAAACACCAUGCCUUCCAGUCACUUACUUCUCGAGGAACCUAUUCGGAUGGCUUCCAUCCUUGAACCAUCCAAAGCUAGUUUUUUCCCAGCAAUGACUAAGAUCGUUGGUACACUGGGUCCUAAAUCUCGAUCUAUUGAAGCUAUUUCUGGUUGUCUCAAGGCUGGCAUGUCUGUGGCUCGGUUUGACUUUUCAUGGGGUAACCCUGAGUAUCACCAGGAGACUUUGGAGAAUUUAAAGGCUGCUAUCAAGGGUUCCAAGAAGCUCUGUGCUGUUAUGCUGGACACUGUGGGUGCAGAGAUGCAGGUUGUUAACAAAGCUGAGACAGCAAUCUCACUUCAGGCAGAUGCUGAGGUUGUUCUAACUCCUGACGAGGGACAACAAGCUUCUUCAGAGUUAUUGCCUAUCAACUUUGAUGGACUGGCCCAGGCAAUGAAGAAGGGAGACACAAUUUUUAUUGGUCAAUACUUGUUCACAGGAAGUGAAACUACUUCUGUAUGGCUAGAGGUAUCUGAAGUCAAAGGAAAAGAUGUUGUUUGUAUUAUCAAGAACUCGGCUACAUUGGCUGGGUCGUUGUUCACUUUGCAUGCCUCUCAAAUUCAUAUUGAUUUGCCUACCCUCACUGAGAAAGACAAGGAGGUUAUAAGCACCUGGGGAGUUAAAAACAAAAUUGAUUUUCUGUCAUUGUCAUAUACUCGACAUGCUGAAGAUGUUCGCCAGGCUCGUGAAUUCCUUUCUAAGCUAGGCGAUCUUAGCCAGACUCAAAUUUUUGCAAAAAUUGAAAAUGUUGAGGGGUUGACCCAUUUUGAUGAGAUUCUGCAAGAAGCUGACGGUAUUAUCCUUUCUCGUGGAAAUUUGGGCAUUGAUCUUCCACCAGAAAAGGUGUUUCUAUUUCAGAAAUCUGCCCUAAACAAAUGUAAUAUGGCAGGGAAACCUGCUGUGCUUACACGUGUUGUGGACAGCAUGACUGACAACUUAAGACCAACUCGUGCUGAAGCCACUGAUGUUGCCAAUGCUGUUUUAGAUGGAAGUGAUGCAAUACUUCUGGGUGCUGAGACUUUACGUGGGUUGUACCCUGUUGAGACUAUUUCGACUGUUGGUAGAAUUUGUUCAGAGGCUGAGAAGGUUUUCAACCAAGACAUUUAUUUUAAGAAGACAGUCAAAUUCGUUGGAGAACCCAUGACCCACUUGGAAUCUAUUGCAUCCUCUGCGGUACGAGCUGCUAUUAAGGUGAAGGCUUCUAUUAUAAUUUGCUUCACUUCAUCUGGAAGGGCUGCAAGGUUGAUAGCAAAGUAUAGGCCAACAAUGCCAGUUCUCUCUGUUGUGAUCCCCAGACUCAAGACAAAUCAGCUAAAGUGGAGCUUUAGUGGUGCUUUUGAGGCAAGACAAUCACUUAUUGUACGAGGCCUCUUCCCCAUGCUUGCUGAUCCUAGACACCCUGCUGAGUCAACCAGUGCAUCAAAUGAGUCUAUUCUCAAGGUUGCACUUGAUCACGGGAAAGCAAUGGGAAUUAUCAAGCCACACGAUCGAGUUGUUGUUUGCCAGAAACUUGGCGAUGCAUCUGUGGUUAAGAUUAUUGAGCUUGAAGAUUGAAGUGCAUUGAUCCAACUAUGUUUUUAGUUUUAGUUUUUAAAAACCCUUCCCAAGUUCUUGAAAGUUGCAGAUGAUUCUGCUGCAAGUGGAGAGGUUUUCUCCACUUGAUUUUGAUGGCUAAUUUAUAUUCCAUGUAUCGGAAAUGGAAUGUGAUACCAAUUUGAGGGAAUGUGCCCCUUGGUUCCAAUUUUUUCGGUUUAAUAUUCAUACAAGGACACAGUUCGAAAAUGUGCUUAUUGGAUACUGUUGCCAAACUAAUAAUGAAUUCUUAGUAGCUUGUUUUUUGUGUGGCUAAAUACGCUUAUGAAGUGGUUAAUACUUCUCUUUCUCA
Molecule: messenger RNA, 2068 nt
Organism: Lotus japonicus
Lineage: Eukaryota; Viridiplantae; Streptophyta; Magnoliopsida; Fabales; Fabaceae
Product: pyruvate kinase 1, cytosolic
Exons: 16
Coding region: 154-1737 (527 amino acids)
Biological process (GO): glycolytic process
Cellular component (GO): cytoplasm
Molecular function (GO): magnesium ion binding; pyruvate kinase activity; potassium ion binding
Source: RefSeq, a predicted model, not a curated record